Messenger RNA from Penicillium maclennaniae, 1359 nucleotides. RefSeq names its product uridine kinase family protein. The transcript is spliced from 8 exons. The record is from RefSeq and is a predicted model, not a curated record. Bases 1 to 1359 code for a protein of 452 amino acids. Lineage: Eukaryota; Fungi; Ascomycota; Eurotiomycetes; Eurotiales; Aspergillaceae. Gene Ontology annotation, molecular function: kinase activity; ATP binding. Gene Ontology annotation, cellular component: cytoplasm.
AUGGAGUCGAUUUCUCCUUUUUACGCUCUCUCCACGGAGGUCAAGUACUCUCCACCAUGGCAGGACCUGAGCAUUAUCGGAAUCGCUGGCAGUUCCGGGUCUGGAAAGACCUCUGUGGCCAUGGAGAUCGUCAAGUCGUUGAACCUACCUUGGGUCGUCAUUCUCGUCAUGGACUCAUUCUAUAAGACUCUGACUCCCGAGGAGCAUCGUAUGGCGCAUGCAAAUGAAUAUGACUUCGACUGCCCGGAUUCCAUUGAUUUUGAUCUUCUGGUCAAUACCCUCAAAGAUCUGAAGCAAGGGAAGAAAGCCCAUAUUCCAGUUUACUCGUUCGCCGAUCACCAGCGUCAACCCCAGACGACUACGCUAUACUCGCCCCGUGUACUGAUCUUGGAGGGUAUCCUUGCACUUCAUGACCCUAGAAUUAAUGAAAUGCUCGAUGUCAAGAUCUUUGUUGAAGCCGAUAUGGAUGUCUGCCUAGGCCGCAGAGUUCUUCGCGAUGUCCGUGAGCGAGGCCGAGACGUUGAUGGUAUCAUCAAACAGUGGUUUAAGUUUGUUAAGCCGUCGUGCACUAAAUAUGUGGAACCUCAGCGAGGCAUCUCUGACAUUAUCAUCCCUCGUGGCAUUGAGAACACAACAGCCAUCGAUAUGGUGGUCAAGCACGUCCAGCGUAAGCUCCAAGAAAAAUCUGAAAAGCACACUGAAGCUCUCCGAAAUCUUGGUUUGAUCGCAGCCAAAGUGGACCUGCCCGAAAAUGUGCAUGUCCUACCCGCGACACCUCAGUUCCAAGGAAUGAACACCAUCUUGCAGAGCCCCGAAACUGAAGAGGUGGACUUUGUCUUUUACUUUGAUAGACUGGCCUCUAUUUUAAUCAAAAAGGCCUUGGACAUGACGCCAUAUACCUCGACCAACAUAAAGACACCCCAAGGACACAAAUAUAUGGGUCUCAAGCCCGAGGGAACCGUUUCGGCUGUUGCUAUUCUGCGUGGGGGUUCGUGCUUGGAGACGGCACUCAAGCGAACCAUACCCGAUUGCAUCACUGGCCGAGUCCUAAUCCAGACGGACGAGAACAGCUCCGAACCGGAGCUGCACUACCUGAAGCUACCACAAGGGAUCGAGGCACACUCUACGGUUAUGCUUCUCGAUGUCCAGAUGUCCAGCGGAGGAGCUGCAUUGAUGGCUGUGCGCGUCUUGAUUGACCACGGCGUGCAAGAAGAGAGAAUUGUUUUCGUAACCUGCGCCGCAGGAGAGACGGGCCUCAAGCGAUUGACUGCCGUCUUCCCCAAGAUCAAUGUUGUUGUCGGGCGCAUUGAGGCGGACCUCGAGCCUCGUUGGAUGGAGAAGCGAUACUUUGGGUGCUAA